Messenger RNA from Hansenula ciferrii, 900 nucleotides. It is a transcript of the gene CCC1, whose product is annotated as Ccc1p. Gene Ontology annotation, cellular component: fungal-type vacuole membrane. Gene Ontology annotation, molecular function: iron ion transmembrane transporter activity; manganese ion transmembrane transporter activity. Gene Ontology annotation, biological process: intracellular manganese ion homeostasis. The coding region runs from base 1 to 900 and encodes 299 amino acids. The transcript has a single exon. The record is from RefSeq and is a predicted model, not a curated record. NCBI's taxonomy places the organism in Eukaryota, Fungi, Ascomycota, Saccharomycetes, Phaffomycetales, Wickerhamomycetaceae.
AUGACAAUCGUUGCAAUCAAAAAUGGAAUAGUGAAGGCCUUCUCAGGUGGUCAACAAUCACAACCCUUAAAUUCAGAUGGUACACCAACUUAUAGCUCAAUUGAUGGUAGACCAGAUGAAGAACAAUCAAUUAAUGGACAAGAAGUCAGCUCAUUAAAUUCCAAAAACAAUGAUGAUUAUGAUUCACACAACACAGCACCAGGAUUCUUAGGUAAAAUAGAUCCAAGAGUUAUGUCUGACGCGGUUAUUGGUUUAUCUGAUGGGUUAACAGUUCCUUUUGCCUUGACUGCAGGUUUAAGUUCUUUAGGGGAUUCAAAGUUAGUUAUUACUGGUGGUUUUGCAGAAUUAAUUUCUGGUGCUAUUUCCAUGGGUCUUGGUGGUUACUUAGCUGCUAAAUCAGAAUCCGAUUAUUACAAGAGUGAAGUUAAAGCUGAAAAGGCUAAAUUUUAUUCAAAUAUAACUGAAGUUAAUCAUGAAAUUGAAGAUAUUUUAUUAGAAAUAAAUCAAGAUUUCAGUGAAGAUACUAUAGUUUCUUUUAUUAGAGACUUGAAGAAGAACCCAGAAACAAUGGUUGAUUUCUUAGUAAGAUUUGGUAAAGGUCUUGAAGAACCAGCAGAAAAUAGACAAUUAACAAGUGCAUUAACAAUUGGUGGUGCUUAUUUCCUUGGUGGUUUCAUUCCAUUAAUCCCAUAUUUCUUUGUUGCCCAUGUUGAUCAAGGUUUAAUUAUCUCUGUGAUAACGAUGGCUUUCACUUUGUUCUGGUUUGGUUAUGUCAAAGCUCAAAUAUCUUUAGGUGCUACAUGCUCAACUCUAAAGAAAGUUGAAGAAGCUGUUCAAAUGAUGCUUGUUGGUGGGCUAGCUGCUGGUUCUGCUUGGGUAUUAGUUAGAGUUAUUGGUUAA